AUGUCCAACCGAACUACCCUGACCGAGUUCCUUCUCCUGGGAUUCUCUGAUGUUCGGGAGCUGCAGAUUUUUCACUUUGUGGUGUUUCUAGUGAUUUACCUGGCAGGCCUGAUGGGGAAUCUUCUCAUCAUCACAGCUGUAGCCCUCAACCACCAUCUUCACACCCCCAUGUACUUCUUCCUGGUGAAUCUGUCGAUCCUAGACCUCGGCUCCAUCUCCGUUACCAUCCCCAAAUCCAUGGCCAACUCUCUCAUGAACACCAGGGUGAUUUCUUAUCCUGGAUGUGUCACUCAACUCUUUCUCUUUUUCCUCUUCACUGCAGCUGAUCUUGCCUUACUCACCAUCAUGGCAUAUGACCGACAGGUUGCCAUCUGCCAACCACUGCACUACGAGAGAGUGAUGAACAGGAGAGCUUGUGUCCAAAUGGCAGCCAGUGCCUGGAUUACUGGUAUUGUCUACUCUGCCCUGCACACUGGGAACACCUUCAGGUUACCCUUCUGCUCUAAUGUCAUCAACCAGUUCUUCUGUGAAAUCCCUCAGCUACUCAAGCUCACCUGCUCUGACUCGUACGUCAGUGAAGCUGGGCUUCUUGCCUUUAGUGUGUUUUUAAGUUUAAACUGCUUUGUUUUUAUAAUUGUGUCUUAUGUUCAGAUCUUCAAAACCGUGCUGAGAAUCCCCUCUGAGCAGGGCCGGGGUAAAGCCUUCUCCACCUGCCUGCCUCACCUCACAGUGGUCUCUUUGUUUCUUUCCACGGGCUUCUUUGCCUACUUGAAACCCACCUCCAGCUCAGCAUCAGCUAUGGAUCUCAUGAUGGGUGUUCUCUAUUCCUUGAUGCCUCCAGUGAUGAAUCCAAUCAUUUACAGCAUGAGGAACAAGGAGACCAAAGCUGCAUUAAAGAAACUGUUUGUAUGGAGGUUAUUCACCAUAAAUUAA
Molecule: messenger RNA, 933 nt
Organism: Mauremys reevesii (Reeves's turtle)
Lineage: Eukaryota; Metazoa; Chordata; Testudines; Geoemydidae
Product: olfactory receptor 14A16-like
Exons: 1
Coding region: 1-933 (310 amino acids)
Biological process (GO): G protein-coupled receptor signaling pathway
Cellular component (GO): membrane
Molecular function (GO): olfactory receptor activity; G protein-coupled receptor activity; odorant binding
Source: RefSeq, a predicted model, not a curated record